AUGAGUAUUUUAAACGAAUGUCAUGUAUUUCAUCAUAUAUUUACAUGUGAUGAUUUAUCCAAAAAAUCUCAAUGUAAAAAAUUAAAAUUUCAACGUGCUUUUCAAUUUCUUCAAUUACUUCUUCUUCAACGUGUCUAUGGUAUUGAUGUAAUAACACGUUCAUCAUUACAACGAAGAUCAAAACGACAAUUAUGUCAAUUUGAAGUUUUUCUAGGUGGUUCAUGUAAUCCAACAACAUGGAGAUAUGAACAGGCUAUACCUUAUUUUCAAGCACGUUCAAUAUCCUAUUAUAAUCCGCAGGUUCCUAAUUGGACACCUGAUUUAGUUGAAAUUGAACAUCGUGCAAAAGAAUUAGCACCAUUACUAUUUUUUGUUAUCGAUUAUAGUACAAGAUCAUUAGCAGCUAUUGCUGAAGUAUGUUAUCUAGCAGCACGUCGUCGAAAUAUUAUAACUGUUCUGAAUCCAAUGCCAGAAGAUAGAAAUCAAAUAAAAUUUAUUCAACAGAAAAAAAAUUCGAAUGAAAUCGAUGAUGAAUAUGAUUAUAAAAAUGUUUGUGAAGCAAGAAGAAUAUUAAGAAAAUUACUUCGAAGUAUAAAUGUACCGGUCUUUGAUAAUGUUAAAGUAGCAUUAGAAUGUGCUACAUUUAUACUUGAAGCUACCAAACAAACUGUGAUACAUUCAAAUGUACUUAAUGAAGAUGAAAGUGAAAAAGGUAAGUUUAUUCAAUAG
This is a messenger RNA of Adineta steineri, 729 nucleotides long. Lineage: Eukaryota; Metazoa; Rotifera; Eurotatoria; Adinetida; Adinetidae. The record is from the annotation of a GenBank genome assembly.